GGGUGGCGGGGGCUGCGCCACGCCGCGCAUGCUCGACCGUGGCCGCUCGGCCAGCUCCGCUGUCAAAAGCCGGAGCGGAUGUUUUUAACGGACACGCGGCGGGAGUUGACCGCGCACCGAGUGAUUCGCGAUCGAUCUUUCUCACACUCAUCCCCCACUCACCUCGAAAACAAUGGAAAAGCUGAAGUAAAGUGGGUCGGGCUUUGAUCGGGAGAGUGGUAAAAGGCUGCUGGAAGAUGAGGCGGGUGUCGCACGCCGGGCGGCCGCAGUGGGCCAUCUACUUGUGGCUGGUGCUGGGGGUCGCCGGCCGCGCCGCCGCGCUCUCCGACCACCUGAGCGACCAGGACGAGCCGGUGGUGGCGGAGGUGAACAUGUCGUACGUGGAGCCGGGCAGCGGGCGUCUGCGGCCGGUGCCGGUGCCGGGCCGCGCCGGGGACGGCCGCUACGGUCUGGAUUCGCUCAUAGCCGGUGUGGCGGAUGGCACGGUGCUCGCCCCGAUGCCCGCCUCUGCCCGCAGCCGCCUGGGCUGCGAGCCGCACACCCGCUUCGCCGUGCCGCCCAACACCCAGCGCUGGAUCGCGCUGCUGCGCCGCGGCAACUGCACCUUCAAGGAGAAGAUCAUGAACGCGGCGGCGAACCGGGCCAUCGCCGUGGUCAUCUACAACAACGUGAGCGGCGACGACCUGGUCAACAUGGCACACAAAGGAACUGGUGACAUAGUUGCCAUCAUCAUUUCUCAGCGGAGAGGUCGUGAGAUUCUGAGCUAUAUGGAAAGAAACCUCACUGUGUUGAUGUCCAUCACAGUUGGACCAUCACAUUCUCCAAAGUAUAGCCGUGGCUCCCUGGUCUUCGUUUCCAUAUCAUUUAUUGUACUGAUGAUUAUAUCACUGGCGUGGCUGAUCUUUUAUUUCAUCCAGAAAUUCAGAAAUGCAAACUUACGUGGGCGGAAUCAGCGUCAACUGGGAAAUGUUGCCAAUAAAGCUAUCAGGAAGCUAGCCACAAGAACAGUUAAAAGGGAUGAUAAGGAAACGGAUCCAGAAUUCGAUCAUUGUGCAGUCUGUAUUGAGGGAUACAAAUCUAAUGAUGUGAUCAGGAUUCUGCCAUGCAAGCAUGUCUUCCACAAACAGUGUGUUGAUCCUUGGUUAAAUGAACACUGUACUUGCCCUAUCUGCAAACUAAAUAUACUGAAAGCACUGGGAAUCCUGCCAGACUCGCAGUGUGCAGAGACUACAGCACUUGAUGUGGAUCGAGCAGUUGGUGGAUCACUUGCCAUUCAGAGAUCUAUGCCUACUGAUGUCAGCAGCGAUGGCUCUAUCAGUCUCGAACCACUACAAUUUCUGGGGAGUUCGCAGAUGGGUCAAGAAGAAGAAUUUGUACCACGAACCAGGGAAAUGAAUGUCACCGUAACCAAUGGUCAGAUUGAAACCAGCGAGUCCAGCCUGCAGCAGCCCACGUUGUACGAGAUCAAGCUGACUGAAAUUCAUCCUUCCAGCGAGCACCCUGACCAGGACAAAGCAUGAGUUUGAUUCUGUCCCUGCUGGACAUCGGACCAGUCUUAAACUUUCUGUGCACAGUUUGUAGCUGCAAACCUUUACCACGUCUUGUGGACCCUGAUCCAAUGUAGGGAAACGUAGAAGUGAACAGUACCACAUGCUGCCUGUCUUUACAGCAGCUUUCAUGUUAUCAUUCUUCACGACGUCACCAAACAAAGAUGAUCAUGUUCGGAUGAAUCGAUUAGAUUUGCCUCAUUCGACCAAGAUUACUUACCAAACUUUUAAAAAGAAAUCUGCCUUAAGUCUGAUGAGUAGAUGCUGGCCAAAUGAUCCCACUAACAGCCCCUGACCCAGCUUCCCAUUUCUCUUCCCUUGUGCAUUUAACUCACUUCUCAGCAGCAUUAAAUACCCUUUCUGCUGUAAGACUCUUCAUACUAUCUGAAGUUUAGUUUCAUGUAGCAUUCUGAUCUCAUAAAGGUGUACAAAAUCAUGAGAGGAAUAGAUCGGGUUAAUGCACAGUGUCUCUUGCCCAAUAGGGGAAUCGAGAACUAGAGGACAUAGGUUUAAGGUUAGUGGGGUAAGAUUUAAAAGGAACCUGAGGGCUAACUUUUCACACAAAGGGUGGUGGGUUUAUGGAACGAGCUGCCAGAGGAGGUAGUUGAUGCAGGUACUAAUGCAACAUUUAAGAAACAUUUAGACAGAUACUUGGAUAGGAAAGGUUUAGAGGGAUAUGAACCAAACCCAGGCAGGUGGGACUAGUGUAAAUGUGACAUGUUGGUCGGUAUUGUCAACAUGCCUGUUUCUACGCUGUAUGACUCUAUAAGGAAUUUCAAUCAGCAUGUACUGUCUGAGGAUGGCCUGCAGAAUAUUGUGGGCUUUCACUAGCAAGCUGUACUAAUACUUUGUGGGCAGCAACCUAUGUUGAAUAUGUGUCUGGAAGGACAACUGGUUCCUCAGGUGCUGUUAUUACUGUCUUCGACAGUUUCAUUAUAUGUGAGUCUUCACAGUGUAUUUGGGCUUGCCAAAGCAGAAUUAUUAGCAGAAGAUAAAUGCUUAAAUUAGGACAUUUUCCAUAAUUGCUGCUGAGUGUGGUGAAGAGAGAUUUUAUUUCCUGAAUGAUGUUAUGUUUGGAACCCUAAGCUAACAGUUUCAAUACACAGAGCAAAGGUGAAUAAAUAUAAAUGCUACAAAUCUUUAAAGGGAUAAAGUACAAGAGCAAGUUUUCAACCUGGCCUUGCUUUCACGAGUUUAGAAAUAUAGUAAAUAAUCAGAUUGAGGCAGAUAAAGAAAUCCAAGAGGGCAGAAAGACGAUGACUGCUUCGCUACACCACCCAGAACAAGGGGCACAGUGAGAUUACACUGAGUGUGAAAGAAUGGCUUCAGAUGCGAAAGAAAAACGAGCAUUUUUAUGAAAACAGGAAGAGCUUCUCACGAAAGUGACAAUAUGUAUAAAUCUCGCUGCCAAAAAAGCAGGCAGUAGUUUUGAGAGGAAGUGAGGAUGAUAGUCAGCUGUGUAGAUCUUUCAGGUUUGAGUUCGAUAAGGUUUUGUUGGAUAAGGGAUAUUGAGUCAUGGAAAAUUGAAACAGAGGCACAGAUAGACGUGAACUCAGUGAAUAACAGGGAGUUUCCCGGCUUGUCCUAAUGCUUUGAUGAUCACACUGAAUUUACUGUGACGCUUGCUCCUUAAAGCUGCUGUAAGAAAUGAUGGGCUAGGCCAGUGCUCCCAGUGAAACGUUCAUUGUGGGAUUUUCAAGGGCUGGUCAGCAAACACUGAGGCUGCACUGGUAUCACAACUGAAGAGUAAGCUGCAGGCUUUAUCCCCAAUAAUGUGAAAGCAGCAGCUCAGUGGUACUCAAGGGAAGAAGGGGGAUGAUCCAGAUUGCUGCCCAAAAAGUUGCACACAUGCCGUUUAAACAUAUUUGUACAAAUACAUGGUUAGGAACGUUAGGAAGUUAUGGACCAAAUGCAGGCAAAUGGGGCUAGCGCAGUGGUUCUUAACCUGUGGGUCGGGACCCCCAUGGGGGGGGGGGGGUGGUCGUUUGGGGCCUUACAGGGGGACAUGAAGGGGGUCAUAAAUAACAUAUCCAUUUGUUGAGCCCAUUUACAAAAUGUGGUAUAUACCUAACAAAGGUACAUACCACAUACAGCAUUUUGUUCCCAGAUGCACGUACAUAUGCCAAAAAGGUUAAGAACCACUGGACUAGCCCGAUAUGCCAACUUGAUGGACAAGGUGGGCCGAAGGGCCUGUCUCUGUGCUGUACAGCUCUCUGACUCUAUGAGGUGUAGACACCAACUGAGACCACAAUGGAAUGCAACAAUGCACAUUAAAGCAGCCAGCCACUGCCUGAAUCCACAGGUAGACAAGAUGCAUCUCACAGGAUUCAGUGUAUGAGACAUGGCAACAAAAUUAUCAGUAGAGUAGGCCUUCUUCAACAUUCCCUUUUAUUCCCCUCUUUCCCCUCACCCCGUCCCCUUCCACCCAUAUCCCUCCCUCAGGCUUUACAUUUCCUUCUCCUUAUCUGACACCCUUUUGUCUCCUUUACCUCUAGUCUUUUGUCACUUCACCCACCUGCCAAUCCCCUCCUCACCAGUAUCCACCUAUCGCUUGCCAAGCUUUGCCUCCACCUCUCUUUUCCAGCGUUCACCCCCCACAGAUGACGUUUCGGGUGGAGACAUUUCUUCAGGCAGAUUAGAGUAGACCAUUGUCUAUUGUGUUUUGCUCAACGCCAUCAGCAGCUAUUCUCUCCUUGCAUGAUACCCUAGCACACCCCUGUGUGAUAUUAGAUCCAGUCCUCCACCCUGCACUUACUGCUACACUACAGUCUAUCAUCAAAGCAACCCCUGGUGUGGAUGCAAUGUGUAUUAAUCGCAAACGACCUUCAUCUACUUUUUGAAAACUGAAAGAGGAAGCUGACCAAAGCCGCAAUGUGUGUCACUGGUUUUGAGAGCAUAUCUGCUUACUGGCACUCGGAACUAAUGAUGUAAAAACAAGGAACUGCAGAUGCUGGUUUACAAAAAAACAAACAAACAAAGUGCCGGGGUAACAUAGCAGUUCAGGCAGCAUCUCUGGAGAACAUGCAUAAGUGAUGUUUUGGGUCGGGUCCAAAGAAGGAUCGCAACUCAAAACAUCGCUAUCCAUGUUAUCCAGAGAUGCUGCCUGAGCCACUGAGUUAUUCCAGCACUUUGUGUCUGGAAUUAACAAUUCUGUCAGGGCAGCACAGUGGCGCAACAGUAAAGUUGCUGCCUUAGAGCCCCAGAAACCCGACUACGGGUGCUGUCUGUACGGAGUUUGUACAUUCUGCCAUGUGACCGCAUGAGUUCUCUCCGGGUGCUCCAGUUUCGUCCCACACUCCAAAGAUCUACAGGCCUAUAGGUUAAUUGGCUUUGGUAAAAAUUGUAAAUUGUCCCUCGUGUGUAGUGUACGGGGUGAUCACUGGUCAGCGCGGAUGGUGGGCCAAAGGGCCUGUUUCCACGCUGUAUCCAUAAAGUCUAAACUGAAAUCUAAUGUUUUUGUAAAGUUUCGAAGACUUGAGCAUUACCAUCGAUUCUUGUUCAUGUGGUAUCAUUGAAAGUUAAUUUAUAAGCACUUCUGGCAACAGACUAUUAAUUGCCUAUUUAUACAGGUUUGGAAUGCCUUUUUGAUUAGUUAAAAGCAUGAAAUGCAAACAGAGGCAAUUCCAUGUUUUAUAUUUGAAGGUAGCGAGUGUUCAGUGAAUCAGUACUUCCUACGGCACUCAGCUUCACGGCUCCAGGGAUGCUCGGUCUGUGCUGAGUUUAGCCAUUCAGUCUCAAACAUCCACCUCCCUCACUACAUCAUCCCUGGGAGCAAAUCAUUUGCCAAUACUUAAAACUUUUUUAGGCGGUGAAAAGGUGUUUUAAUCGAUCAAAAUGUAUUAUACUUUUGAUUACCUCGUUGUAUUAAAGGAAUUGGCUAGUGAAUUUCAGAUGUGGUAAAUAAAUGCCUAGAAAUUAGAUUGAAUGUGUUUCUGGUUGCAUUUUGAGAUUGAACUCUCAUUGGAUCCACUGCAAAAAAUUGCUCUCAGAGAUAAACAUGUAGCAGUGUUAGAACAUAGAACUUAGAAAAGUACAGCACAUGGACAGGCCCUUCGGCCCACAAGGUCUGUGCCGAACAUGAUGCCAAGUUAAACUGAACCCUUCCACCACACAUGAGUCAUAUUCCUCCAUUCCCUGUAUAUCCAUAUGCCUAUCUAAAAGCCCCAGUCCAAUGAAUGUAAGUGCGACAAGCUAUCCAGUACUUUGGACCAGUGUCUUCUCCUUAAAGUGAUUUUGUUGAGGAACUUAGCGAUUCAGGAAGCAUCUCUGGAGAACAUAGAAAGGUGAUGUUUCAGGUCAGGUCUGAAGAAGUGUCAUGACCCGAAAGGUCACCUAACCAUGUUCUCCAGAGAUGCUACCUGACCCACUGAGUAAAGGAUUUUACUGUGACCUGAACAUUGCUACAAUUGGACUUGAUGAAAGAAUGUUACGUACAGGUAAUUCUCCUCCUCACUACACCGGUGUGCAGCAGAUCCACCAUGCAUCUUGCAGCAGAAUAUAUGUGCCUAUCUAAAAGCCUCUUACACACCACUAUCGAAUCUGCCUCUACCAUCACCCCUGGCAGCACGUUCCAGGCACCCACCGCACCCUGUGUGAGUCUCACCCGUUACUCCCUCUUCUCUGCUCUCCCAUCAGGCAAGAGGUACUGAAGUGUGAAAACGCACACCUCCAGAUUCAUGGACAGUUUCUUCCCAGCUGUUAUCAGCAACUGAACCAGCCUAUCACCAAUUGGAGAGCGGUCCUGACCUACCAUCCAUCUCAUUGGAGACCCUCGCAUUGUCUUUAGUUGGAUUUUAUCUUGCACUAAAUGUUGUACUCUUUAUCCUUUAUCUGUAAUGUGGAUGGCUUGAUUGUAAUCAUGUAUGGUCUAUUCUUUGACUGGAUAGAAUGCAACAAAAGCUUUUUGCAGUAUACAUGACUAUCCACCUCAUUGGAGGCCUUCAGACUAUCUUUAAUCAGACUUUAUUGGACUUUGUUCUCUUUAUUUAUUUUAUUGUUCAUUCUUGCAUUCAUGUUAAAUGUCUUUAAUGUUAUGUCUAAUCUUUAUCUGUGUGCUGCAUGGCAAGACAAAUUUCACUACACCAAUUGGUGUAUGUGACAAAUAAAUGUCCUUUGUCCUUUGUCCUUUGCACCAAACAUUAUUUCCUUGGUCCUGUAUCUGUACACUUUGGAUUGAUUGAUUGCAAUCAUGUAGUCGUUCCGCUGACUAAAUAGCACGCAACGAAUAGGAGGACAUAGGGAAUUGGUACAGGAGAGGACAGCAGAGAUUAACUGUGAUCAUAUUGAACGGCAGGGAAGGUUCACAGUGCCGAUUCUAUGUUCUUGUGAAUUGAUUUUAAUGCCCCUUUGCCUUACAUUACUGGGACAUAGCUGCUAUGUCCCGGCAUUUACACUGCCUUGGCGUGAUCACUUCAGUUGCCAAUCAUCAUGUAGCCACACCCCAUCUCCUUUCACUCAAGGAGAAACAUUGUGAUUGUUGCCAAAAUGAUUUCAGAGGCUACACAGAUCAGAGGGAGUGUCGAUGAUGAGAAAGGGCAACUUUUUCACACAAUGGGCGGUGGGUCUAAGGAAUGAACUGCCACUGGAGGUAGUCACAAAAUGCUGGAGUAGUUUACUUUAUUGUCACGUGUACCGAAGUAGUAAAAAGCUUUUUUUGCGUGCUAUCCAGUCAGCAGAAAAGCAAUACAUGUUUACAAUCAAGUAAUUUACAGUGUAUAGAUACAUGAUAACGGAAUAUUGUUUAGUGCAAAGUAAAGCCAGUAAAGUCUGAUCAAGGAUAGUCCGAGGGUCACCAAUGAAGUAGAUAGUAGUUCAGCACUGCUCUCUGGUCGUGGUAGGGUGGUAGGAUGCUGGAGUAACUCAGCGGGUCAGGCAGUAUCUCUAGAGAAAAUGAAUAGGUGACUUUUCAGGUCAAGACCCUUCUUCAGACUGCCACUGGAGGUAGUUGAGACAGGUACUAUCAUAACAUUUAUAAGACACUUGAACAGUUAUAUGGAUUGUAAAGGACUAGCUUAGAUGGGGCAUUUUGGUCAGCGUGGACGAUUUAGGCCGAAGGGCCUGUUAGCCUGCUGUAUGAUUCCGUUAAAGACACUGAAUCAGUUUGAACAGAAAUGGGACAUGGUAAGAGCAGGAAGCAGUGGGAGUUGCAAAUAGGGCUCUAAUAACAGCUGUAUUGUAAGUCAGAGAAUAAAUCACAAAAUAAUGAGGAAUAUAAAAAAUCAGGCGCAACUUUAAUCAAAUUGGCAAGAGCAGCCUUGAGGACAGGUUCAUGAAGUGCAUUUGACGUGGUUCCUUCGAACAAUGCAUUGAGAAACCAAGCUGCAAGCCGGGCCAAAUCUGGAGACACAAGAGACUGCAGAUGCUGGAAACACAAAGGAACCCAAUGGGUCAUGUAGUAUCUGAGAAGGGAAAUAGGCAGACGAUGUUUUGGCUUGGGACCCUUCUUUAAAUCGAGGGACUUACUUUCUGCGAGUAGUCUUCUCCACUCCAAAUGUGGGCAUGAAUUGUAUUUAAAUUUAACUACAUCCUCCCCAAUGCAAACCCACUAAAUUUAAAGUAAAAAUUCAUUCCACAUUUUAGCAAUCUAUGCCAGUGAAGGAAAAGAGCUUUGAGGUCUGUAAAAUUAUCAACAGUGAAAGGGAAUUCUUCUUGGCAGUGAGUGUUUAAUGGUCAUUUGUACCGGCAAUGAAAUAGUGAAAUUAUUACUUGCUGCAGCUUAACACACCCAACAAAUGCAAUACCACAUAGAUAAAUAGAUAUGCAGUAAUCAAAAAUAAAAUAAAGCAAUAACCAUAGUACUAGCUGGUCAUAAUAAUGCAAAACAGAAGUCCGUAGUGCAAACAAAGACACAAUCUGUUGAACAUCAUAGUUGCUGAGGUUAGUAUUGUGCAGUGUUCAAGUGCCUGAUGGUUGCUGGGAAGCUGUUCUUGAAGCUGGAGGUCACAGUUCUCAGGCUCCUGUACCUUCUUCCUGAUGGCAAGCGGGGUGGGUCGGGUGUUGUGGGUCUUUGAUGAUAUUGGCUUCCUUUUAGAGGCAGCGCCUCCUGGAGAUCCCUUCGAUGGUGGAGAGAUCAGUACCUAUGAUGGACCGGGCAGUUUCCACCACUAUGUUUGUUUGAGUUGCCGAACCAGGCUGCAAAGCACUCAAUAUACUCCUGGAAAAGUUUGAUAAAGUGUUCAACCACAUACUGAAUCUCCUCGAUCGUCUGAGGAAGUCGAGACAUUCAUUGUUAGAAGGUUGAGGGAAUGUUUGGUGAAAUGGUGCAGGAAAAAUCAACAGUUCAGCAGCUGGGAAAUGGGAUGUGGCUGGAUGGGUUUUUUUCAGACAGCAUGGACAGAAUGGGCCGAAUGGACUCAUGCAUCUUAAAUGUCGAUGAUUCACUGAAAAAGGCCUCUGCAAUAAACAGAUGAUUCAUUUUGUACACUAAUCCUACAAAUCCGGAUUCAAAAGCAGCUCGCUGGUGGUUUAAAGAAGCUAAUGUAUGUGACUGGACACUCCAAAUCCCCACUCUCUGACAACUGAUGAAUUAAUGUGAGAUGCUGUAAUAAUGAAAUGCAAUCUGUUUUUGGUUCAUUUAUCUUGUGAUGCAGAUGCAUAGUAAAUUGGUGACAAACUGGGCAACUAAAGCUCCUACUGAUGUGACAAUCUCUCCCAACUAUAUCAAGGGCAACCAUAGACAUUUGUUCAUUGUUCAUUGCCAAUCCUGUAUGUACUGUUUGUGCUAUAUAUCAGAUUACAUCCUGUUUCAGUAACUAAGCUCAUGGGUGAAUUUAUUACGAAUAAAUCUCCCUCUAAUGCUUUUCAUACA
Messenger RNA from Leucoraja erinaceus (little skate), 9354 nucleotides. Its product is annotated as E3 ubiquitin-protein ligase RNF130-like. The coding region runs from base 237 to 1520 and encodes 427 amino acids. NCBI's taxonomy places the organism in Eukaryota, Metazoa, Chordata, Chondrichthyes, Rajiformes, Rajidae. The record is from RefSeq and is a predicted model, not a curated record. The transcript has 7 exons.